AGGGCAGGGAGCCCGGGGCGUGCGGCGGCGGGGGCAGGGUAGGGGUGGCAGCGGGCCCCGGGGCAGCCUGUGCGUCGUCUGGUCUGGAGGGGUUGGUCUUGACGCCGAUCUGAUUGUGUUUACUCUUGGCCGCGGUGUGGGGAGGAGACAGCCCCGGCCGGCUGGGCGAGCUGCUGCGGGGCCUGCGCGUGGCCAGAGCACGCGGUGCGUCUGCGCGACCCCGGGCUCCUGCCCUUACUCGCGGAGAAGCUGGAGAAUCCAGGUUCCUCUCCCGCGGGAUCACCCUGAGCCCUCCUUCCCCGACGGUGAACCCAACAGGAAAGGCCGAGAAAUAAGCGGGUCAGCGGCCAUCCAUUCUCCCGCCGCACCGCGUGACUCUGCCGCCCCCUGCGGUCGCCAGGGCCUGCGCCUCUUGUCUCCCGUGCCUUGACUCUCAGAGGUUGAAGCCCAGGUACCGUGGUCGGUGCACGCCCGCGGUCGCCUGUAACCAGGUGUCGCCAGCAUCCUGCAUUUCCUGUGCGUGGCACGGAGCUAGGGUCUCUGGAAAUUCUGCAUCUGGGCUGCAGCGACCGACGAGCCACGUAAAACAGACGCUCACUUGGAGCGCGGAAGCUGCAUGGGGUGCUCAGACGGCGCGGACAGGCUGGGAGGAUUGGGGAACGCUGGGAGCAGGGGUAGACACGGAACUUACUAGAACACCCGCUUGUCCAGACCUAGCCUGGGGUUCAAGACGAGCCUGGGACCCAGGAACUCAGUCUGGCUGGGAGACCUACUUGCAGACAGCGCCCCCACAGUGAACCCAGUAACGAAGGAAGAUCAAUUGGGAGGAGGGCGACGUGGACAACCCUUCUGCAGAGAGAUCAGAUGUGAGGUGGCCCUGGAGAGAGGACCUACGGAGCCAGCCAGUUUCAGCGCCCAUCUGUGCAGCCAUGGAAGCCCUGGGUGCUGGGGGCGACCGCGCCUCUCCAGCCUCCUCCACUCGCAGCCUGGACCUGAGGAGGCUGUCCAUGCGCGCAGACUCGGCCUACAGCUCUCUUUCCGCGGCCUCUGGCGGCCCUGAGCCGCGCUCGCCAUCGCCUGGGGCAGACCUCCUUCCUUACCUAGCCUGGGACUACGUGCGUGUGGUUUGGGGCGGCCCGGCCCCCGCCCAGGCCGACACCGUCCCUAGCGCAUCACCGUGGCCUGGGUCCGCGGUCGCUCCACGCAGCGAGCCGCCGCCUCCAGAGGUGCAUGGGGCUCCGGGGCCACUAAAUAGACACGCCACCCCGCUGCUUUAUGCGCUGGCGGCGGAGGCUGAAGCUGCCGAGCGGGCCGCAGAUCCGCCCAGCCCGCCGGCCUCGAGGGCUGACUACCGCCAGCGACUGCAGGGCGCGCAGCGCCGCGUGCUGCGGGAGACGUCCUUCCAGCGCAAGGAGCUCCGCAUGAGCCUGCCCGCCCGCCUGCGGCCCGCAGCUCCCGCGCGGCCCCUGGCGGCGCACUCGCGCUCCGCCUCGCUGAGCCACCCUGGCGGGGCGGUGGAACCGGCGCCCUCCCCGACUCCCGUGUUGGACACCGCCGGCCGGGGUCGCCUCGCCAGCCCGCAGCGGACAUGGUGCUUCUCGGAGCCGGGAGAGCUGGACCGCGUGGGUCGGUGUAGUACGCCGGUAGGGGGAUGUAUGCGUGAGGCCUACUCCAGCUCUCGCCUCACCCGGCCCCAGCCCCAGGAGUUGCAGCAUCCCGCGCUGGCCGAGUUCAAAGAUCACCAGAUAGGGUGGCUGCUCAAGACUCAGCCCCUACGAACAGCGGACCAACACUCCGGGUCCCUGAAGCUCGCCGAUGCCUAUCAGCCUGCCAGUCAGAGUCGGAGCGCUCCAGGCAAAGUCUUGGAUCCCUGGGAAGGUUCAGGAGAGGCCAUGCCCAGUGUCCAGGCUAUUCUCCAAGGAACAGAGACCCCUAGACCAUUGUUUCAGACCAAAUUUUCCAGGUUCUUGACUCAGAAGGAGACUAUAGUGGUGUGUCCUGCAGAGGUCCCCCAGUGCAGCCCUGCCGACUGUGAGCAGAUGGUCUCAGAGACCAGCACUGUGUCUGCCCAGCUCCCCUCUGUUUCUGAUGAUGAAGUGUUCCUGGAAGAAACCCUCCUGGUCAGAAUGAGAUCACCACCAGACUCCCACGCCCCCCAAGGGCUCUCAACCAGUGUCCUUGCCUUUGACCAGAAGUAUGGAACUGGCCAGGCUAAAAUCUCCCCAGAAGAUAACCUCUAUAAGUACCCAGGAACUGCAGGGGCAGAGGACUGCUGGCAGGGAGCAAAAGGUUCUGCUGAUGUUUCCAGGCCCACAAGCCAUAGCCCCUCUGGGACUGCAAAUGGUGACAUCCCAACUAUUGACCCCACUGGACUGCUGACUACUGAGCCCCAAGCAGCUGCAGAGAGUGAUCUCAAACUUCUUCCAGUUGAUGUCCCAGAGACCUCUUACCAUUUUGCCCUGGCCUGGGCCACUGGCCAGCCUGGUUCUAGGCCAGCAUGUCUCAGUCAGCACCUUGAGGAGCUGGUUCAGGAGCUGGCCAGAAUGAAUCCCUCUCUGAGUGACACUCUUGCCUUCCAGCCUAGCCCAGAGCCACCCCUAGGCCUGCUGGAUGGGCUGAUUCCUUUAGCCCAUGUCUGGGCUGCAAUGAGGCCAGCCUGUAGAGAGGCUGGAGAGGAGGCUGCUGGUACUUCUCAGCCAGGGUCCUAUCAAUUAAGCUUCACGGAGUUCCCGCCAACUUCUCAGGAGGAAGCUAGUCUUGAAAACUCUGCCACUCACCCCGUGCCUGACCAACCACGUGGCGAGGGGUUCCCAGAACCAAACAACAGCAUCCAGGCUAAGAAAGUGGAGCUAGCCGGUCUCCUCCAAAAGAUGCUGUGGGACCUUCAUUCCGAGCAGGAGCGGCUGCAGGGGGCGGCCCAAGCAUUGGCCAGGAGCCAGGCGGCUCUGGAGGCUGUAGUGAACCAGGCCUGUGAGCCCCGGGAGCUGGAGCGGUUCAGCCGGUUCAUGGCCGACCUAGAGCGCGUGCUUGGCCUGCUGCUGCUGCUAGGCAGUCGCCUAGCCCGUGUGCGCCGCGCCCUGGCCUGGGCGGGCUCCGACGGAGACCCUGAUGAACGGGCUUCUCUGCUGCGGCGACUCGAGCUCCUGCAGCGGCAGCAAGAGGACGCCAAGGAGCUGAAGGAGCACGUGGCUCGGCGUGAGCGAGCUCUGCGUGAGGUGCUGGCUCGGGCACUGCCCGUGGAGGAACUGCGUGCCUAUAACGCCCUGCUGGCUGGCAAGGCUGCUGUCCUGGCCCAGCAGCGCAGCCUGGACGAGCGUGUCCGCUUCCUUCAGGACCAACUGGACGCGGUCAGUAGCGACCUUGGCCAUCAUCCGUCUCCCAGGCCGGCCCAGCCCCCAGAGACCUGUCUUCCGGACAAGCAGCCCUUACCUCCUUCCCUUACCUAGCGGGUGGUUGGAGGCAGCAUCCCUCAUCUCACCCACAUAACUGGGUGAUGCUGGUUUAUUCGGUGCUUUUCCCCUGAGGGGAUGGGGAGGACCCAGUCCAGACCUUCCAGGAUAUCCCUUCAAAGUGUUCUCAUGUGGCCUUACCCAUAUCUGUGGGUUAUUUGGUAACGAUCUUAUGGUUCCUAAAAACUGCAGUAUUACCCCGUUAUGUGAUGAGAGAGGACUGCUGUGCCGGUUGGUUGGCGGGAGGAGAGGCAAGUCUGAUUAGCACUUCAACUUAAGGUGCAAAACAGCCUCCCCCCCCCUUCAAUAAAAACUAAUAAGAGAAAUGUCUGUGUUAUCUGCAGCACAACUGGGGGCGGGGGAAGGUGUUCUUGUUUACAAACACAGACAUGGCCCUGUCUGACCAGAACAGAAGGGGCAUUUGUUGGCAGAGUAUCAGUCAGCUCUGGCAAUGAUGCUAGGAAGCCUGGAGAACCACACUUGAAGAUGGAAGGGAGCAGGUAGAUACUGGGCCCCUAAGACUGCAGUCAGCAAUCUGUUCUGGAAACUACAUCACUACUGUGAAAACCUGGGUCUGACUGGCUGAUUCCAGGGUUCCUUAGUUGGUUUUAGCCAAAUUCCCACCUUCAAUAGUGAAAGUAGAGGUCAUCCUUCCCUUUAGGACCUAGCUAUAGAGAAUUCCUCCCAAAUUGAAAAUGGGCUCAGAUGCUUGUUCCCUAAAUACCCUGAUAAAUAAAUGUUCAGUAUACUUGGACUUUGGGGGAUAUUCAUUCCAAGACUCAGAAAGAACUUUUUUCCUUUUCCAAUUAUGUAUCAAAACUGAGUUUAUCCUCUCCUCCAGAGACAGCCAGGCCUGAGGAGAGCAGUGCAAGGUGAGAGCUGAGGUGUGGGGAGAGGGACCUGGAGGGGCAGCUGUUACUGUGUGCCAGCAAGGCUGAUCUGGGGGUGGGGGUGGGAGUGGGAAGUAAGAGGCUGGGUGGUAGGACACCUAAAACAAACUCCAUUUGCAUACUAGCCUGUGUACACAGAAUCACAGGUUCUCAGCUACACACGUGAAAAUCUGCUACAGUAUUUGUAGCUACAAGUGCCAGGGACAAAAAUAUUAUUAUUCUGCAAAUAUUUGGUGUAUUUUUGGCAGUUGGGCACAUUAAAAGGCAUGUGUAUGUGUAUUUAAAACCAAGUGACCCCAAAGUGAGAAAAAUCUCUGCUCCUGGGCUUGUUUUCUGAUGCGUAUUGUCACUAAGUGCAACUGGUUGGGAAUUUUAAAUGGUCGUAUUCAUACCAAAAGCAUUGGUUAUAACAGUUGCGCUAUUGAGCACAGAACAAUGCUCACAUUGUGUCGUUUUAUAAAAAACAUAUGGGGCUCCUGCUGAGGCCAUUACGGGUUCUAACAUUAUGCUUUGCUUCUCUCUCCCUUGAACACUGUGGGCAGGGCGAGCAUUCCAAGGUCUUCAGCCAAGCACGCUCGCUCAGAAGCUACUAAUUGCUGCCUUUCCCCUCUGUGCGGUCCCCAUUACUUUCUCCCAUUGUGAUCUUCUUAGGACACAUUUGACGUCGUCCAUUAAGCCAGUGGGAAUUGUGUAUUUCGGACAAAGCGUUCCCAACCCUGGCUGGGCGCAGGGAAUGUGGAUGUGGGGUGGAGGUGGGGUCUGCCACCUUCCCAUUGAUGUGGACAUUGCUUCUGUGGUGAGGUUGUCUAUGGGGAAAUAAAUCUGAGGCUUCUGUGCUUGUCCCUGCCAGAUCCGCAGAACUCCAAAAGUAAGACCACACUUCCUGCACAUGUCCUAUUGUCUUGCCUGUCUCCUUCUUGCAUCAUUUUCCCCCUCCCAUAUAGUUGCUUUUUCAGAGGUCCAGAAUGAACUCACCACAGACGUUCCAGAUCUAUACCACAGAGUCCGAGACUUUUGGGGACCAGAAGCCGGGUGGAUUGGUCCUCCGGGACACUGCCAGCAGGGGGCACUGUUUUCCUUAUGGAGAAGGAUUCUUCCCACGCUUUGCCUCCCGCAGCCUCCCCAGCGACCAGGCCCUCUGGGCUAGCUACAAGGACUUAGCCUUGCCCUAAGGAGAGGAGACCCUGUUAGGCCUGGAAGCUGGACGUCGGAAGGAAAUUCUGGCCAGCCAGGCAGAAAAAGCCGGACUUGCUUUCCUUUGCCACUGGGCCUUCAUUGAAAGGUUGCUGGCUAAUGAGAAACCGGGGAGAGGGAAGGUGGGGAUGUUGAUUUCGAGCAUCAGUAUCAAAAGAGCCUUAAACGGUUUCCCAGGCUGGAAAGAGGGGUCUCUGUUGGGCUUUCUGCCUCCCACCCCCUUCAGCCGCCCGCGCCCGGGCCCGCUAGCUGCAGCGCCCCCGACUUCGGGGCGGGCGGCUGGGGCUGGCGUUGUUGCCGGGCAACAGGCAG
Messenger RNA from Nycticebus coucang (slow loris), 5845 nucleotides. It is a transcript of the gene SHROOM1, whose product is annotated as shroom family member 1. The record is from RefSeq and is a predicted model, not a curated record. Gene Ontology annotation, biological process: actin filament bundle assembly; cell morphogenesis. Gene Ontology annotation, cellular component: adherens junction; apical junction complex; cortical actin cytoskeleton. Lineage: Eukaryota; Metazoa; Chordata; Mammalia; Primates; Lorisidae. Gene Ontology annotation, molecular function: actin filament binding.